UCAUUAUGUGUCAAAAUUAAUAUUUAAUCAUUUAGAAGAUCACUAAAUAUUUCAUAUAUACACCAACAUAUAUGUUACCUAUUGGAUUUUGUCGAAUAGUUUUGCUCAGGCUCAUUUACUUUGCAUUGUUUUUGUAUAGGCUAUGAUUUUCUUUACCACGUCGUUAACUAUUUAUAAAUCACUACGAAAUUACAGUGCUGAAAAAAGAGAGGAAGCCGCGAUCAUCAUUAUGUCAUUUUAUCUAUUGUGACCUACUUGUGCGAUAGUACAAGGCCUAGUAAAUUACCUAUCUGAAAUAUAAAUAAGGAUGGAUGAAAUAUUAUCAAAUGUUGUAGUACGGAAUAAUGUGUGUUUGGAAAAUCUCCAACUCCGGGGCUUGUAUGUUGACACUCUGCUCUCCAAUGGUAUGAUAGGACCAAAGACCACUGUAUGUGGGGGCACAAGGUGUCGAUGUAUUCAAUUUAGCGUUUUAAAAUUCCUAUGUGAUUCCUAUUGUGCAAUCUCAUUGGAAGUAACGGAAAGGAAGAGGGGAUUAAAAAAAAAAUCUAGAUCUCUGCUCCGGGGUCCCCCGGCGCGUGCAAUCACAGCCCCCCUCAAGGGUGCUAUUUUGCAGGCACGUCCACUCGCUAUUGGUCAGUGGCUGGUCAGAUGGUACGGUUUCCCUCUGUCCCGCACUGGCACAUAGCCACCCAGAACACCCCCCCACCCACCCCCACCCCCAACUAAAACCCAAUCUCCGAUAAACUACUAAUAGCUAAACCACUUGGACUAUAAAACACAACAAAUCAUAAACCAAGCAAAAGAGCCAUACCCUCCCAAUGAGUUCCUAUUUUGUAAACUCAACUUUCCCAGUGACUCUGCCCGGAGGACAGGAGUCGUUCUUGGGACAGAUACCGUUAUAUUCCUCCGGAUACACAGACCCUUUACGACACUAUCCCGGUGCUGCUUAUGGAGGUCCCAGUGUCCAAGAGAAGGCGUACCCAUCCUCCUUUUACCAGCAAGCGAACGGUGCCUACGGCAGGGCAACCGCCGCCGGUCCCUGCGAUUAUGCGACAGCAAGCUUCUACAGGGAAAAGGACCCAGCCUGCGCCCUCGCCAGCAUAGAUGAACACUCCUUCGUUCUCAGUCAGGAUCAUCGCAAGCAAGACUGCACGGGGUCGACGGGGAAAAGCAUCUACCUUGAGGCCGACGAACAGAAGCCGUCAGCGCCGGUUUAUCCUUGGAUGCAACGGAUGAACUCGUGUAACGGGACUUUCGGAAACGCUGGCCGAAGGGGUCGACAGACGUACACUCGCUACCAGACGUUAGAAUUGGAAAAAGAGUUCCACUUUAACAGGUAUCUGACCCGAAGACGCCGCAUCGAGAUCGCGCACGCACUGUGCCUGACAGAACGUCAGAUAAAGAUUUGGUUCCAAAACCGGCGAAUGAAAUGGAAAAAGGAGAACAAAUUGAUCAACUGUUCACAAACCAGUGGCGAAGAGGAGGAGGAGAAGAGGACAGAAUGAAAUUUUGAACGAUAAAAUCCCCCCCCAAAAGAAAACUAUUGCAUAGAGGGCACCAGACACCACUCUGUAAUAACACAAAUGAAGACUGUCCAUCAUGUUAGCAACUGUAGCAUUCCUGUUAACUCAUAAUUGUAAUUUCUCUUGUGAAUUAUUUUACUUUUUUGUACAUGAUGUUUAAAACAUGCGGUUUGUGCGCUCUUACUCUGAAUUUAGAUUUGCUCUUAUAACUGAAAUGUCCAUGUUGAACGAAGCUAUUUGAAAUGUGUGUCAUAUUCGUGUUUAUAUUUAAGCUGUGUUAAAAUAAAAAAUAAAU
Carassius auratus (goldfish) is the source of this 1818-nucleotide messenger RNA. RefSeq names its product homeobox protein Hox-B6a. Gene Ontology annotation, biological process: regulation of transcription by RNA polymerase II; anterior/posterior pattern specification. NCBI's taxonomy places the organism in Eukaryota, Metazoa, Chordata, Actinopteri, Cypriniformes, Cyprinidae. Gene Ontology annotation, molecular function: DNA-binding transcription factor activity, RNA polymerase II-specific; RNA polymerase II cis-regulatory region sequence-specific DNA binding. Bases 819 to 1505 code for a protein of 228 amino acids. Gene Ontology annotation, cellular component: nucleus. The transcript is spliced from 2 exons. The record is from RefSeq and is a predicted model, not a curated record.